AUGAAUGCCUCAACCAAACAGCUGGGGAUUAAGAAGGUGUGCAAAGACCAUCAAGCUAAAUUGGUUUGUCUCUUGGAAACUAAAGUUAGGUUGGAGAACUGUGCUGCCAUUUUUGAUAAUUUUAUUUCAGAUUGGAAAUAUGUGCAUAAUGGGGAGAUUGAUAAUACUAUUCGGAUUUGGUUGGGUUGGGAUCCUAAUUUCUUUAAUGUUGAAGAAAUUCAAAAAUCUAAGCAGUUUAUUCAUGUUAAGGUGUUGGUUGUGGGUACCUCAAACCCUUUUCUGUGCACUGUAGUGUAUGCUCUAAAUACUAUGGCAGGCCGGAAGGAUUUGUGGGAAGAUGUGGGGAGUAUUGCUGGUGCUGUUACUACCCCUUGGACUGUUUUAGGGGACUUCAAUUGGAAAGGGGAAGCUAUGACAUGGAAUAACAGACAAAGUGGCGAUGCUAGGAUCUGCUGUAAGCUUGAUAGAGUGUUGGUCAACUUGGCUUGGGUGGAUUUUUUUAGAUCUUCAGAGGCUACUUUUUACCCUCCGGGUCUCUCUGACCACUCUCUAGUAGUGCUGGCUGUGUUAGAGGAGGCUAAUUUCGGACCUAAACCUUUUAGGUUUUUUGAGGCUUGGAUUGGCAAGGAUGGUUAUGAUGAGAUGGUUCGGGAGGGCUGGGAGCAGCCAGCUGCAGAGGCUGAAUUGUUCCAAAUUCAAUGCAAUCUUGGUGAUCACCCUGAUAACCAGAAUCUGGUUCUUUUGGAGUCUCAAGCUAAGGUGAAGUUAUGGGAAGCUUUGGCCAUUGAAGAAAAAUUCUUGAGGGAGAAAUCAAGGGUGAAGCAUAUUCAGCUGGGGGGUGGGAAUAAUAGCUUCUUUCACAAGUCCAUGAUCUGCAGGCAGAAUAGGAAGCAUAUUUUGGAAAUUCAAGGGGAAGGAGGUGACAUGGUUAAGGUGGUAAGUGAUUCCCAGUCAGCUUUUAUCAAGGGGAGGUCUAUUGUGGACAACAUCCUUGUCUGUCAUGAUGUGGUUCGAGGUAUAGAGCGAAAAGGAUCUAGCCCAACAGAGCAUCUUGAAGAUUGA
Messenger RNA from Telopea speciosissima, 1062 nucleotides. RefSeq lists its product as uncharacterized. NCBI's taxonomy places the organism in Eukaryota, Viridiplantae, Streptophyta, Magnoliopsida, Proteales, Proteaceae. The transcript has 4 exons. The coding region runs from base 1 to 1062 and encodes 353 amino acids. The record is from RefSeq and is a predicted model, not a curated record.